AUGUAUUUGUUUGAAACACUCCCAAACUACAUGAUAUUUGUGUACAGAUCGUUGGGAAUCAUCCAGUUUUGUCCCAAAAAUUCACACAAAAUCGUAAAGAUAUCUCCCACCGUUCUUUACGUUUGUUUGCAGCUGUAUUUUCUGUAUACUAGUGUUAAAUUUUCCUCCGAUUACAUGACUCUGGGAUUCACUGGUCUAUUCCACUACCUCGACUUGCUAUCAACCGUUGGAACGGUUUUAUCAAUGCUAACAUCACUCGUUAUGUUUCGCAAAAGGAGCAAGCGACUCAAAACUUUACUUGAGCAAACCGACAAAAUUGAAAUUUUUCAAACAAAUGAAAAGUCGCGCUUGAGUUGCAUACAAAUUUUGCUUUUCGCCGGUAUAGUUGGCUUAAUUUUACUAGUGCCGUUUUCGAAUUCUAUGAUUGAUUUAUCCUUUUUUUACUUCAUUCCUUUGUUCAUCAAUAUUUUUGAUCACAUGUUUUUGUGUGAUAUUCUCAACUUUAUUUCAUCUAAAUUUGGUUCGAUUAAUCACCAUUUGCGCCACCAAAUCAAAACAGAGGAUGAGGAUAUUAAAACGAACAUUCGACGAGUCCAAGAAUUGUCGUUUUCUCAUUACAAUUUGGUCGAUUUGACCAAAAAAAUCACAAGACUGUUCGAAAUCACAACAUUGGCUGCGAUGGGAAUGUGGUUUGGGUACAUGGUUGAUGGUAGUUACUACACACUGCAUGUUCUAGUCCAUGGUAGUCCUUCUUUUUGGACAGAUGUCGGUUUUAAUUGCAUGUUUGGCGUUUUGCAUUUUUUUUGGUUGUGUUUUGUAAUAGAUGGAUUUGCAAGGACUCAAAAUACGGCUAAUUUAGCUGCAAUCUAUCUGCACGAUAUUUGGAAUAAGUAUUUGGAAAGAGGGAAACUUGACAGAAAUGUACGUUAUCUUCAAUUGAUUUCCAUUCGGUUUUACAACACCAAAGUGCGCUUUACGGCUAUGGAUUUUUUUAGUCUAGACUGGACGUUUGGGCAUUUGGUAAAAAUCAACAAGAUUUUUACUUUUUUAGGGUUUCUUUUAGAUGAUUGCUGCAGUUGCCACCUAUGUGGUAAUCUUAAUCGAAAUUGAGAUAUAAUUUUGGU
Tribolium castaneum (red flour beetle) is the source of this 1124-nucleotide messenger RNA. RefSeq names its product gustatory receptor 68a-like. Gene Ontology annotation, biological process: chemosensory behavior; sensory perception of taste; male courtship behavior. The record is from RefSeq and is a predicted model, not a curated record. The transcript has 2 exons. Lineage: Eukaryota; Metazoa; Arthropoda; Insecta; Coleoptera; Tenebrionidae. Gene Ontology annotation, cellular component: dendrite; neuronal cell body; axon. Bases 1 to 1110 code for a protein of 369 amino acids.